Messenger RNA from Anguilla anguilla (European eel), 3690 nucleotides. RefSeq names its product glycerol-3-phosphate dehydrogenase 2 (mitochondrial) (gene gpd2). Gene Ontology annotation, biological process: glycerol-3-phosphate metabolic process. The coding region runs from base 189 to 2381 and encodes 730 amino acids. The record is from RefSeq and is a predicted model, not a curated record. The transcript has 19 exons. Lineage: Eukaryota; Metazoa; Chordata; Actinopteri; Anguilliformes; Anguillidae. Gene Ontology annotation, cellular component: mitochondrion; glycerol-3-phosphate dehydrogenase (FAD) complex. Gene Ontology annotation, molecular function: calcium ion binding; glycerol-3-phosphate dehydrogenase (quinone) activity.
AAAUGCUCUAGCUUCCGGGUUCAUCUUUCUGGAAAAUUGUAUCUAGCUAGUCUACCCGACUGGUAUGUUGCUGUCACAAAUAUUGCUCUGGCAAAGCUUGUCGCUGGUGCAUUUAUCAUAAGAGCGUCAAGAAAACUGCACUACUGGAAAGAACUCUCCUUGCCUCCUUGGUCAAUUAAAAGGGGGACAUGGCUUUCCGAAGGGCAGCAAAGGGCACUGCUCUCAUUGGAGGCGGGGUUCUGGCCACAAUCUAUGGCCUUUCUGAGCUGUCACGGUACAGGAGAAAACAGCCAAAAUGGGCUCAGCUGGCAAAUGUGAAUGCAGCUGAACAGGCAGAAAUGUCUUUCAAAGAUGAGCUUCCAUCCAGGCAGGCCCAGCUCUCUGCUCUGCAGAGCACAGAAGAAUUUGAUGUCCUGAUUGUGGGAGGUGGAGCCACAGGGUCAGGUUGUGCCUUAGAUGCUGUCACUCGAAAUCUUAAAACUGCCCUUGUGGAGAGAGAUGAUUUCUCAUCUGGGACCAGCAGCCGGAGCACCAAGCUCAUUCAUGGAGGAGUCAGAUAUCUGCAGAAAGCCAUCAUGAAAUUAGAUUACGAACAGUAUAUGAUGGUGAAAGAAGCACUCCAUGAGCGUUCCAACCUUCUGGAUAUUGCACCUCACCUGUCUGCACCUUUGCCCAUUAUGCUCCCAGUGUACAAGUGGUGGCAGCUUCCUUACUACUGGGCUGGGAUAAAGAUGUAUGACCUAGUGGCUGGGGGACAGUGUCUGAAAAGCAGCUAUGUCCUCAGCAAGACCAAGGCCCUGGAGCUUUUCCCCAUGCUAAAGAAAGACAAACUGGUUGGAGCUAUUGUCUACUAUGAUGGACAGCACAACGAUGCUCGAAUGAACCUCACCAUUGCGCUCACUGCUGCCAGGUAUGGGGCUGCCAUAGCCAAUUACACUGAAGUGGUGCACCUCCUGAAGAAGACAGAUCCCCAAACCGGGAAGGAGAAAGUCUGUGGCGCUCACUGCAGGGACGUAAUAACAGGUCAGGAAUUUGACGUUAGAGCCAAAUGUGUUAUCAAUGCCACUGGACCUUUCACGGACUCACUGCGGAAGAUGGACGAACCAAACAUACCCAACAUUUGUCAGCCCAGCGCAGGGGUUCACAUUGUCAUCCCGGGCUAUUACAGCCCCGAUAACAUGGGGCUCCUGGACCCAGCCACAAGCGACGGACGGGUCAUCUUCUUCCUACCCUGGGAGAAAAUGACCAUCGCCGGGACGACAGACACCCCCACCGAUGUCACCGCCCACCCCAUCCCCAUGGAAGAGGACAUCAACUUCAUUCUCAGUGAGGUCCGCCACUACUUGAGCCCAGAUGUGGAAGUUAGAAGAGGGGACGUCCUGGCAGCCUGGAGUGGAAUUCGCCCGCUGGUCACAGACCCAAACUCCAAAGAUACACAGUCCAUCUGCAGGAACCACAUUGUCAAUGUCAGUGACAGUGGACUAGUCACCAUUGCUGGUGGGAAAUGGACUACCUAUCGCUCCAUGGCUGAAGAGACACUGAAUGAGGCGAUCAGUGUCCAUGGCCUGAGGGCUGGACACAGUAAAACCAUAGGCCUGCUGCUGGAGGGUGGUAAAGACUGGACGCCCACCAUGUACAUCCGCCUCGUCCAGGACUACGGCCUAGAGGUUGAGGUUGCCCAACAUCUGGCGUCAACAUACGGAGGGAGAGCUUUUGAAGUUGCCAAGAUGGCACAUGUCACUGGAAAGAGAUGGCCAAUAGUAGGGAAAAGGCUUGUGUCUGAAUUCCCUUACAUUGAGAGUGAGGUGCUGUAUGCAAUAAAGGAGUACGCAUGCACAGCCACCGAUGUGAUCGCACGCCGCACGCGGCUCGGCUUCCUGAAUGUGCAGGCAGCGGACGAGGCCCUGCCCCGCAUCGUGGAGCUCAUGGGGAAGGAGCUGGGCUGGAGUGAACAGAAAAAGAAGGAAGAGCUGGCCACUGCUAAACAAUUCCUGUAUUGCGAAAUGGGUUACAAGUCCCGGUCAGAGCAGCUGACUAGCAUGUCUGAGAUCACCCUCACGAAUCCCGAGGUUGAAAGGUACAAGAAGCGAUUCCACAAAUUUGACAAAGAAAGUAAGGGAUUUAUCACCACUGUAGAUGUUCAGCGGGUGUUAAAGAACAUCGGCAUCCAAAUUGACGAAAACUCGCUACAUGAAAUUCUCAACGAAGUUGAUCUGAACAAAAACGGACAGGUUGAACUGAACGAAUUCUUGCAGCUCAUGAAUGCUGUGAAUAAAGGUCAGGUGUCUGACAACCGUCUGGCCAUCCUGAUGAAGACUGCGGAGGAGAGCCUGGACCAGAGGGAGCCUGUGUCUGUGGACCGAAGUGGCGGAGGAGUGUGAGCCCAGCAGUGCCUUAUCCAACAGUCACCCACUCUCUCUGUAAUUUCACUGCUCUACUGUUUUCUCUCAAAGUUACUGAACUUACAUAGGCACAGCUGCUUCUCUGAAUGCACACUCCCUGUUUUUCCUGAAUACGCACAUCCCUGCUCUUUUGACUGAUUUCCCUUUGAUACGCACAUUUUUACCUUCCAUGAGUACUCACCUGCUACCUCUCCUUUUAUAUGUUAUUUGAAUGAUUCUCUGCACUCCAUUUAUUUCUGCUGUUUUUCUUAUGUUUUUAAAUUACUUUUGCUCUUUGUAACAGACAUAUUUCAUAUUUUUAAUUAUAAAUAUUUAUCCAUAUUUGAGGAAUGUUUUUGUUUCUAAGCAAGCACAUUUGAAUGUCAUGUAUGGAGCUCACACUGUUAUAAAAUGGCUGAAGAAACUUCCUAAAUUUUCUUUACUGUACAUGCCAGGUCAAAGUCACUGUGUGUUGUAUUACAUAAUGCUGUGCCAUUUUAUACAUCUUGUGAUAUUUAGUUUAAAGCAAAACAAUCUCAAUGCUACUAUUUUUAUACACCAGUGUACUUGAAGCACUUCCAAGAGGUUCCUGUCUUAUGACCAGUAUAUGACCAUAAUGUUAGUGCUUGUAUUCAAUAUGAUCCUCCAUUGGAGAACUACUGUAUUUUUUAUUAUUUUACAUUUUUUAUUUGACCAUUUUAAAGUAUCAACGUAUUGUAAAUGCAUACUUUUAUAAUUAGUACACUGAAAAUAGAGUCAUAAAUGAAAAAUAAUCAGACUGAAACAAACUCAAAUCCUAGACAGUGGAUGGCAUGUGAUUAGUUCUUGGAAUCAUUGUGAGAUGAUUUAAGCAUGCUUAAUAGAAUUAACUUUUGUUAUUUAUGCUGCCAUUUAAUUUCUGUAUCUGUUUUUAUUAAUGUUUAUUUAUUGCUUGGUGUAAUCGUGACUAUCUUGUAAUAAGGGAAUAUAGGUGCCUUCUUUCAGUUCCAAUUUCACAGCGUCAAGGCAUGAGGCAAGUAUUGUCUUAUACUAACACAGACCUCAUAAAUUUUAAAUUUGCUUGGUAAUGACAAAAUUACCAAGCAAAGCGGCAAAAUUUAUGUUUGCAAAAUGCUUUUAAUGCAUAUUCUUUGGUUCAUUUUCAUUCAGAUGCUGAUUAUCGUGUAUUAUCUUCUGUCAGUUCAUUCUUCACAUUGUUAAAAAUCUUAAGUAAAUUGGAUUAAGGGGAAAUAUAACGCAUGUACUUGGGUGAAUUAUUUUCAAAUGUAAAGCUUUAAAUAAAAGCUUUUCUUUACAGCUGUCACCUGCA